This is a messenger RNA of Haemonchus placei, 285 nucleotides long. Lineage: Eukaryota; Metazoa; Nematoda; Chromadorea; Rhabditida; Trichostrongylidae. The record is from the annotation of a GenBank genome assembly.
AUGGGCGGAAGUACUAGCCGUCCAUUGCAAUGUGUUCACGGUUGUUGGUCAUCCAAAUCACCACUGUCCGAUAGGGAAUUGUGUGCAUGUCAUUGGGAAGAAAUUCCUACACCAAGUGUUUGUGAACAUCGAGAUACACCAGUUGAGGGACCACCAUCACAAGAGAAACUGAUUCAGGUAAUUGAAACCAUUAUUUUUGUUUCAUUGCACCUCCUUUCUGAACAAACGCCAGUAAAUCAGGUGCCUAAGUGCAGGCCUAAAACCUCCCUUACGGGCCCUCUGUAG